CUUCUGUGGCAGCAGCAGAGACGAGGUCAGAGAUCCCUGGUCCACUCCAGAGCCAGCAGCCUUCAGCGUGAAGGAGUACAUGCUAACAUGACUACAUAGGACCAGAGGAGCGUGUGUGAACAAACAAAGACAGAUAAACGGUUGGGUUAAACAGAUGCUGACACUCUUUUCUGUUUGAUACGACUCGACUCUAAACCUGAGGAAACAGUUCACUCACAGCUGGACUUUAGAGGCCGGCAGACUACAGAGCCAGCAGUGCAUCAUGGGAAUCACAGUCUACAACAUCUCCUCCACCACAGCCAGAGUGAACUGGCCUCAGUCGCCCACCUGCCUGGACACCUUCUACAGCGUCAUGUACCACCCCAACUGGAACAGCGCUGUCAUGAGCUACAAGCGCAAGAGCUUCAUGCACGAGGACCGAAUCCCAGUCAGCCAGACCAGCACACACGUGGGCAACCUUCUCCCUCAGACCGCCUACUUCCUCUGUGUGACAUGUCAGGCAGCCAAUCCGGUGCAGGACCAGUGCCAGGUGUUCAGCACUCUGAGCGAGAGCAGCGAGGGCGGCGACAGAGCCGGCUGGGAGUUCGCUGCGGGCGUCUGGCUGACAUGCUGCAUCUUACUGCUGGUCAUCGCCGGCAUCCUGAUGUGGGGGUGUCUCCACAACGUCUGCCCUUUCCCCGGUCAGGGCUCAGGCGGCUGCAACGUGAUGACCAACUCAAACCACCAAGACAUGUCCGGGUCGGGACGUCUCUACACGCACAGACGCAGCAGCACCGACAGCUCCAAACACGCCGCCAACAUACAGCGCCCCCUCCUCUCCACGCAGAGAGGCAGCCACGUAAUUACCCAGGACCAUGAGCUGAGGACACUCGCUAAGCUGUCAGGCAGCGAGCCAGUAUGAAUCAUCUGGAUUAAGGUCAUCACAGCAUUGUUUUGCACAGACUCAAAUGCCACCGAGAACCAUUAUCCACUAAUGAAAUCCUGCCGCGCUCAGGAGGUGACACGGAGGAAAAAUCACCUCUGAUUUAAUAAUUUGUGUUGUCACUGAGAAACUGUUUUCAGCCUGAUGAAGCCGAUUCAUCAGGAUCUAAAGGAUUCCUCUUCUUCUCCCUGACAGCUCCGGGCCGCUCUUGUUUGUGUUUAGGAGAGGGUAUUUGUGACUUUAUCAUUUCAUGGGUAUCAAACAAUAAAGCUUUGACUUUCAAUGAC
Messenger RNA from Notolabrus celidotus (New Zealand spotty), 1209 nucleotides. Its product is annotated as fibronectin type III domain-containing protein 9. The coding region runs from base 263 to 901 and encodes 212 amino acids. Gene Ontology annotation, molecular function: protein binding. NCBI's taxonomy places the organism in Eukaryota, Metazoa, Chordata, Actinopteri, Labriformes, Labridae. The transcript has 2 exons. The record is from RefSeq and is a predicted model, not a curated record.